Biomphalaria glabrata is the source of this 970-nucleotide messenger RNA. RefSeq lists its product as uncharacterized. The coding region runs from base 300 to 941 and encodes 213 amino acids. NCBI's taxonomy places the organism in Eukaryota, Metazoa, Mollusca, Gastropoda, Planorbidae. The record is from RefSeq and is a predicted model, not a curated record. The transcript is spliced from 9 exons.
AGAUUUUGGAAAAAAAUAAAUAGAUUAGUUCUUAUAUUGAUACAUUAGAGUGCAGACUUUUUCAACUUCCAAUAUUAAGAGUACUUAUUGGUUGGCAUGAUUUAGUGUCAAAGAGUUUGAUUUCAUUAAUUGUCUUAGAAAACCUUUCAAUUAGUUAGCCUAUAUCAUAGACCUAUAUAUAUAUAUAUAUAUAUAUAUAUAUAUAGGCCUAUAUAGGUGUGUGGCCUAGAUCUUAGAAGGAUUCAGUUUUCUUUCGCGCAAUAUUAAGGAAUAAAAAGAAAUUCGUCGAUUUUAACGACAUGGAAGAUUAUUCAAUGUUGUCAGACCUGGCAGGGAAAUUGAAAAUACCUGUGAAAGAACGUUCGAAAUGGAUAGAAAAACAAAUGACUUUGAAAAUACGGAAUGAAGAACUGAAGCUACGGAACAAAGAACUUGAACUCAGUGCGACCAAAAGAAAGCCAAAUGACACAAGUGAAGAUCAAUCUUUGGAAACCGCACAGUCGCUUAAAGAUUCUGGUCCACCACAACCGAAAAAAGAUAAAAUGGAAGAUGUAGUUAUUGUAGACAGUCCACAGCCAGAGAUUAUACUUAUAAAGGGAGAUUUAAAAGACAAAUCAAAGCCAGCAAUUAAAAGAACUAGACAAAAGAAAGGUGUUUCUAAAGACAGUCCGAAGUCAGCGACACAAAGCAAUGCGGUAAAAAAGGUUACUUUUCUUUUCAAGGGAGAUAAAAAGGAGACACAAAAGAAUGUGAGAAAAAAGGACAAGCUUCGGUUUACUUAUCAAGAAACACUGGAUCUUUUUAAUUUGGUUUUACAAGACGUGAAUUGGACUACAGUACCAUCAAGGAUGAGUCAAAAGAAUCACAUUCCAAGAACAGACAGUGAUUACAAAGCAAAACUUGAAACAGAGUUCAAGAAAUUAUAUCCACCGAAGUCUUGAAACCGCAAAAUAAAUAGAUAUUAAUAACU